Cornus florida is the source of this 1362-nucleotide messenger RNA. Its product is annotated as glucan endo-1,3-beta-glucosidase 8-like. Gene Ontology annotation, cellular component: plasma membrane. Bases 1 to 1362 code for a protein of 453 amino acids. The record is from RefSeq and is a predicted model, not a curated record. NCBI's taxonomy places the organism in Eukaryota, Viridiplantae, Streptophyta, Magnoliopsida, Cornales, Cornaceae. The transcript is spliced from 2 exons. Gene Ontology annotation, molecular function: hydrolase activity, hydrolyzing O-glycosyl compounds. Gene Ontology annotation, biological process: carbohydrate metabolic process.
AUGGUCCAAGUCGAGGUCUUAUUAUGGGCAUGUUUGGUUCUCUUGGUGGUGGCCAAUCUUACCAACGGUAUAGGAGUAAAUUGGGGGGCUCAAACAACAAACUACAUAGUCCCAUCUGCUGUAGUUUCGAUGCUUUUGGAGAAUGGCAUCGAUAAGGUUAAGCUUUCCGACGCCAAUCCUGCAGUGGUUGCUUCCUUAGCAGGGACCGGCAUUGAGGUCAUGGUCUCGCUCCAAAAUGCAGAGCUACCAAAAUUCAAUGGCAAGGCCGAAAAUGCCAGAGAAUGGGUGAGACAGUAUGUCGCAAAACCUGUAAAGGAAGGAUCUGUCAAUAUAAAGUAUGUUUCUGUUGGGAAUGAUCCAUUCUCGAAGAGAUUCAAUAAUAAUACAUUCAUACAAAAUGCUCUCCCGGCAUUGGAAGGCAUCCAAAAAGCUCUUAACGAGGCUGGUGUUGGAGACAAGAUCAAAGCAACCAUACCAUUUGAUGCAGAAGUAUGCAAGUCCGAAACAAAAGGUCCGUCGGGGGGUGUUUUUCGCCCGGACAUUAAGGACCUCAUGGUCCAAAUAGUACAUUUCCUCAACAACAACAAUUCCCCAUUUUUCCUCAACAUGUCUCCCUUCCUUAGUGUGUAUGAAAAUCCUGUUUCCUUUCUAAAUUUUUCCUUUUUUGAUGGGAAUGCGAGUGCAAUUACAGACAAUAAGACCACCUACACAAAUGCGUUUGAUGUAGUUUAUGACACCGUUGUCUCGGCUCUAUCUAAGGCCGGUGUCCCGGACUUGAAAUUAGUGGUUGCGGAGAUUGGAUGGCCAACUGAUGGCGACAUAAAUGCCAAUGUCAAGAAUGCUAAAAGGUUCUACGACGGCUUGGUAAAGAAGGUGUCUGGCAACAAAGCAGGGACUCCACUUCGUCCUGGCACUAUCGACGCCUAUGCCUACACUAUACUUGAUGAGAACAAUAGGAGUAUAGCUAGGGGACCAUUCGAGAAGCACUGGGGCCUUUUUACCUAUGAUGGUAAGCCUAAGUUCUCAUUUGAUUUCACGGGAAAAGGGCGUGAGCCGGAGGCUAUAAAGGGCGUCGUGUUCAUGCCAAGCCGGUGGUGCGUGGUUAACAAUGAGACUAAGGACCGUAAAGAUCUGGAAGAGAAGUUCAAACUUGCAUGCUCAAAGUCGGAUUGCACAAGCUUGGGAUAUGGAUCUUCAUGCAAUAAUUUGGAUUUUCAAGGGAAUGUUUCGUAUGCUUUUAAUAUGUUUUAUCAAAUGCAUGGGCAGAACCUUUGUACGGAAAAGCUAGGCGGCGUGGUAGUCUUAGAUGACCCCUCCAAGGGUGAAUGUGUUUUCCCAAUUACCAAUAUAGGUAAUGCCUGA